Molecule: messenger RNA, 3366 nt
Organism: Gasterosteus aculeatus aculeatus (three-spined stickleback)
Lineage: Eukaryota; Metazoa; Chordata; Actinopteri; Perciformes; Gasterosteidae
Source: RefSeq, a predicted model, not a curated record
UUUUACAGUGUACUAAUAGUAACAAUCAUACAAAAGAAAUGUAGCAGUGGUCACCGUAGUAGCAAGAGUAGAUCCUACAUAAACAGUAUAUUUAUACAAUACCAGUCAAAGUUUUGGACAAAUGUUCCCAUUUAUUUCAUUACAUUACAGGGUAAAAAAGCUGUGGGGUGUGCUGCAGGGUAAAAAGCUGUGGGUUAAUAGCUGACGCUUUUAACCCACAGCUUUUUACUGAACAUAAUAACGUAGUUUCAUUUCACAACAUUAACCACAUGUUUACAACUGUUUUCUCAAGAAAAUAUUACUUUUAUAAUCAUCAGUUUGAGAAGAAGAAGAAAAAGGGGCUCCAACCAAUAGAACACGGAGCAGAAUGUAGAACAUUCUAUGACAUCACAGAGAAUUCUCCAUAUAGAAUGUAGAAUGUGGAAGGAUAGAUUAUCAGAGCUCAUUUUGGAUCCCCACUCAGCGUGAACACAUCAACUUUACAUUGCAGAGGGAUUCUCAAAGACUCAAAGAUGGCCCGCCAUCCGCCGAAAGGACUGAAAAGCUUGGUCGAGUGUAUGGCCAGAGCUACAAUCUCCGCACAUCCUGCCGACAUGCCAGACUUUUUAGUGGAGUAUACGUCAGAGCUCAACCAAACAAGAGGCUCUAAAACUGAAAGCAAUCCAGUGGAAAUGUGCUUUCGAUUCCAAGAGGCUUGUGAUUUGGAAUCUGCAAUCAAUGAACAUGCACCAUCAACUGGGGUUAAAGAAAAGAAGCCUGUACCUUUUACCCCUGCUGUUGCCAAGAAGACACCGGAAACACACACACAGAAAACAACACCACGAAAGUUAUCACCUAAAGCUCCAGCAGAUGUGCCCCCGAAAUCCAGGAAGAAUCUACCUAUCGACACGAGGGGGAAGCCACAAAAUGCCAGCAGCGUGUUACCACAAAAACCUAAAGAACGCAGUGAACCAACGCCAGCAAGAACAGAAAGACCAAAGGAAGAAAGAAAAAUAAUCCCCAAGACAAGACCACCAUGGUUACCACCAGCUGCAAAUCAAAAGCAAGGUAAAGGAACCAUUGAUGACGCCAAGAAGACACCAGAAAAGCGUCUACCGACAAUUCCCCAAACGUCAGCACCUAAAGAUCCAGCUGUCAAUCCCCCGAAAUCCAAGAAAAAUCUACCAAUCGGCACGAGGGGGAAGCCAGAAAAUGCCAGCAGCGUGUCACCCCAAAAACCUAAAGAACGCAGUGAACCAACGCCAGCAAGAACAGAAAGACCAAAGGAAGAAAGAAAAAUAAUACCCAAGACAAGACUACCAUGUUUGUUACCAGCCACAAGUCAAAAGCAAAGUAAAGGAACCAUUCAUGACGCCAAGAAGACACCAGAAAAACGUCUACCGACAAUUCCCCAAAAGUCAGCACCUAAAGAUCCAGCUGUCAAUCCCCCUUCUAGACGCCCAACUACGCGUGUACAAGCAGCACCACAAACAAGUGUUUUACCACCGAUUCCACCAAUUCCACAGAAGAAAGGCACAGGUAGCCAACAGCAGACAACUAUUCCAAAGAAAUCUGUGCCAAAGUGGGAUGACUCAGUAACAUUGCCCGUUAUUAAAGGAUUGAGGAAACCAGCUAUUCCAAGAGACAGCAGAAACGACCACCAAUGCCCUCAAUUGGUUCACCAACACCCUCAGUUGGUGCAAAUAAUCCACAGGGCAAGAAUCACACACACAGUGUUUCGUUACUCACCUUAAGGAUAAGGUGAACAGCGUUGGACGACCAGUGGAGCCACCUGACGCAGCCGUGCAGUAGACGAACCGACACCUGAAAGGACGUCGCUCCCUCUCUCUUUCUUACUCCCUCCCCACAUCGACCCGCGUUGUAAUUCAUUUGAGAAGAAGAAGAAAAAAGGGCUCCAACCAAUAGAACCCAGUCCAUAAUCCGGAGUCCACAAUCCAGUGGAAAUGUGCUUUCAAUACCAAGAGACACGUGAUUUGGAAUCUGCAAUCAGUGAACAUGCACCAUCAACUGGGGUUAAAGAAAAGAAGCCUGUACCUUUUACCCCCUGCUGUUGCCGACAAGACACCGGAAACACACACACAGAAAACAUCCCGAAAGUUAUCACCUAAAGCUCCAGCAGAUGUGCCCCCGAAAUCCAGGAAGAAUCUACCAAUCGGCAUGAGGGGGAAGCCAAAAAAUGCCAGCAGCGUGUCACCACAAAAACCUAAAGAACGCAGUGAACCAACGCCAGCAAGAACAGAAAGACCAAAGGAAGAAAGAAAAAUAAUACCCAAGACAAGACUACCAUGUUUGUUACCAGCCACAAGUCAAAAGCAAAGUAAAGGAACCAUUCAUGACGCCAAGAAGACACCAGAAAAACGUCUACCGACAAUUCCCCAAAAGUCAGCACCUAAAGAUCCAGCUGUCAAUCCCCCUUCUAGACGCCCAACUACGCGUGUACAAGCAACACCACAAACGAGUGUUUUACCACCGAUUCCACCAAUUCCACAGAAGAAAGGCACAGGUAGCCAACAGCAGACAACUAUUCCAAAGAAAUCUGUGCCAAAGUGGGAUGACUCAGUAACAUUGCCCGUUAUUAAAGGAUUGAGGAAACCAGCUAUUCCAAGAGACAGCAGAAACGACCACACGUGUUGCUUUCCUCACCUUAAGGAUAAGCUGCUUCACCCUCUCAUCCCUCCCCCCCCACUCACACAGGUGAACAGCGUUGGACAAUCAGUGGAGCCCCCUCCAUAUAAUGUUGUUUGUUUGUUUGUUAGAUAAAUAAAUAAAAAAUUUAAAAAAUACAAAAAUCUUUCUGUCCCUUCCCCUCUCUCUCUCUCUCUCUCUCUCGAAGGACAAACAUUCAGUCUCCAAUUCAUAAUUAAAGAAAAACCCUCUGAUUAUCUGUGCCUCAACCAUGAAGGCCAGAAUUAAGCUGUUUUAAAAAAAUCUGUAUUGCUCUUUCAAAAACUAGAGCCUCUUACUAUAAGGACUAGUACCUCCAGUGGUAGUAUUACCACAAUUGAUACUGCUACAUGACGUAUUUUGACAUAGGAUAUUGAUUCUUUUCAACAACAAAAAAAAGUGAAAUGCAAUUAGAAGCUGUGGGUGAAUAGGACUUAUAGGAAAACUCAUGAAAAGUCAUCCUAUUGUACGUUAAAAAUUGUUAAAUAUGUUUACAAAUGUAAUAAAAGAAGCAACAAUGUUACGUUAUAGGGCAAUACUGCUGGAAACAAAUCAUAAAAAUGAAGUGUCGAAUGCCAAAAAAAGUCAAAUGAAAAUUGCACAUUUCACUGUGUUGCAUCCGCCCGCAGAGAGGCCGCCAGCUGAUGCGGGUUGUGUGUGUGAAAAAUUAACUUGGCUAACCCCGACUGAGGGGAACAGGCA